This is a messenger RNA of Lepisosteus oculatus (spotted gar), 3060 nucleotides long. RefSeq names its product alpha glucosidase (gene gaa). Gene Ontology annotation, molecular function: alpha-1,4-glucosidase activity; carbohydrate binding. Lineage: Eukaryota; Metazoa; Chordata; Actinopteri; Semionotiformes; Lepisosteidae. Gene Ontology annotation, cellular component: lysosomal membrane. The record is from RefSeq and is a predicted model, not a curated record. Gene Ontology annotation, biological process: glycogen catabolic process; lysosome organization.
UAUUGUGCACGAUUGAGCGGCUCGGAGACGAGCAGCGCCUGAGGCAGACCUGCCUGUGCGGAUCCGCUGGACACCGGGAGCUGUGAACUGUCGAUCAUAGGUGCUGAUUGCGUGUUCACGCAACAGCUGGACUCUUUCGGGGACACCGGCUCCGUGCUGCAGCUCCAGCCCGUCCAGGGGUCUCUCCUGGGGGCCAUGCCUGUGUGUGAGCGGUGGGGUCGGGGACCCCCGGAGGAAGGGGGUCCCCGUGCGCCCGGCCGUUCUGCCGUGUCCCCCCUGAGGUUGGGGGCCGCGGGCCUGGCGGUGCUGGCGUGUGCUGCGCUCCUGUACCAGGGGUCCUUACAGGGACACACGCCGGCCACGCGUGGGCUGGCCACGCUGCUGCCUGCGCAGGGCCCGGGCUCGAGGGGCGCCACCAGGACCAGCUUGCCCCGGGACAGGGGUGUGGACACGAGCCUGCAGUGCGGGGCGCCCCCCGACGGCCGGUUCGACUGCGCCCCAGAUCGAGCGCUCGGCCGGCGGGAGUGCGAGGCGCGGGGUUGCUGCUACGCCCCCCUGGCGCAGAGCCGCUCGGCGGGGCCACCCUGGUGCUUCUUCCCUCCCUCCUACCCCGGAUACAAGAUGGGGCCCCUGACCCCUACAGAGAGGGGCCAGACUGCCACGCUGAGCCGCGCCGCCCCCUCAUUCCUGCCCCGAGACAUCAGCACCCUGAGGCUGGAGGUCGUGCUGGAGUCCCCGGGCUGCCUGCACCUGACGCUGAAAGACCCCACAGCUCCGCGCUACGAGGUGCCGCUGCCCGUGCCUCGGAGGGGCCCGCGGCCGCCCUCUCCCCUCUACUCUGUGGACUUCGUCCCCGAGCCCUUCGGCCUGGUGGUGCGGCGGAGCUCCAGCGGCCGUGUGCUGCUGAACACCACGGUGGCCCCCCUGCUGUUUGCUGACCAGUUCUUGCAGCUGUCCACCUCUCUGCCCUCCCGGCUGCUGUCUGGGCUGGGGGAGCAUCUGACCCCCCUGACCCUUGACCUCAACUGGACGUCCGUGACCCUGUGGAACAGAGACAUGGCGCCACAUAGCGAUGCCAACCUGUACGGCUCGCACCCCUUCUACCUGCUGCAGGAGGGCGACGGUCUCGCGCACGGGGUCUUCCUGCUCAACAGCAACGCCGUGGAGGUGCUGCUGCAGCCGGCCCCAGCACUGACCUGGAGGGCCCUGGGAGGGGUGAUCGACCUGUACGUGUUUCUGGGCCCCGACCCGCAGAGCGUGGUGCGGCAGUAUCAGGAGGUCAUCGGGUACCCCGCAAUGCCCCCCUACUGGUCCCUGGGGUUCCACCUGUGCCGAUGGGGGUACCAGACCACCAACGUCACGCGCAGGGUGGUGCAGCGCAUGCACAGCGCCGGCUUCCCACUGGACGUGCAGUGGAAUGACCUGGACUACGCUGACCAGAGGAGAGUCUUCACCUUUGACCCCCAGCGGUUUGGAGACCUGCCUGCAAUGGUCAGGGAGUUCCACCAGGGGGGGUUGAAGUACGUGCUGAUCCUGGAUCCCGGGAUCAGCAGUGCGGGCCCUCCCGGCUCCUACCGGCCCUUUGAUGAUGGGCUGCAGAGGGGCGUGUUCGUUAGGAACGCCACGGGACAGCCACUCAUCGGGAAGGUGUGGCCUGGCCCCACUGCCUUUCCUGACUUCACGAACCCCGAGACGCAGCGCUGGUGGCUCGACAACAUCCAGGAUUUCCAUGCCAAAGUACCCUUUGAUGGGCUGUGGAUUGACAUGAACGAGCCGUCCAGCUUCGUCCAGGGGUCCCUGCAAGGGUGUCCAGACAAUGACCUCGAGAACCCCCCCUACACCCCAGGAGUGAUCGGGGGAAGCCUGAGUGCGGGAACCCUGUGCAUGUCCAGCCAGCAGCACCUGUCCUCACACUACAACCUGCACAACUUGUACGGUCUCACUGAGGCCAACGCCACACACAGUGCUCUGGAGAGAGUGCGGGGCACACGACCCUUCGUGCUGUCGCGCUCCUCGUUCCCGGGCCUGGGGCGGUUCGCGGGACACUGGACGGGAGACGUGCGGAGCGACUGGGAGCAGCUGCGACUCUCGGUGCCUGCCAUCCUGCUGUUCGGCCUGUAUGGGGUGCCCCUGGUCGGUGCGGACGUGUGUGGAUUCGGGGGCGACGCCACGGAGGAGCUGUGCGUGCGCUGGACCCAGCUGGGCGCCUUCUACCCCUUCAUGAGGAACCACAACGACAGGCCCAACGCGCCCCAGGAGCCCUAUGUGUUUGGCAAGGAGGCCCAGACGGCCAUGCGCAGUGCCCUGAUGCUGCGCUACUCUCUGCUGCCCCUGCUGUACACGCUGUUCCACCGCGCCCACGUUGCCGCGGAGACGGUGGCCAGACCCCUGUUCCUGGAGUUUCCGUCUGAUCCGAACUGCCAGGCUGUGGACCGCCAGUUCCUGUGGGGGGCGUCUCUGCUGGUGAGCCCGGUCCUGGAGGAGGGAGCUGAGGAGCUGUCAGCCUAUCUCCCGCCGGGCACCUGGUACAGCCUUCAUGAUGGCCAGCCUUUCUCCAGCAGGGGGCAGUAUCUCCUCCUCCCAGCUGCUCUGGAUACAAUAAAUGUGCACCUGAGAGAGGGGCACAUCAUUGUUCAGCAGGAGCCGGCGCUGACAACCACUCAGUCCCGCAGUAAGCCCUUCCACCUGACGGUGGCGCUGUCCGGCGGUGGUUGGGCGAGGGGGGAGCUGUUUUGGGAUGAUGGGGACAGCCUGGACACCUUCGAGACGGGAGACUACUCCCAUAUCCUGUUCCUGGCAGGGGAGGGUCAGCUGGUCAGCGAGCCCCUGCGGGUGAACGGGGCUCUGGAUGGGCUGGUGCUGAGUGCAGUGCGGGUGUUUGGGGUGCCGGCACCCCCUCGGGAGGUCUGGGCAGACGGAGAGAGGGUGCCUGACUUCUCCUACCGCUCCGACACCAGGGUGCUCACGGUGCCCGGCUUGGCGCUGCCCAUGUCCCAGGUCUUCACCGUCCAGUGGACACUGUGACCGGAGCCCUGAGGAUUCUGGGAAGUAGGGCGGGGC